GUCUGUCCCAGCCGGACGCCCCAGCCAUGGACAGAGCCCUUCUGCCACAGCAUAACUUCGGGGAAAGGGAGCUCCUGCCUCAGGGCCCCCUCUGGAGAGCAGGGGGUCCUGCCACGCUGAGGGUCCUGAUCCUCGCCCUGCUCUGGAGGGGGUCCCUGUCCCAGCCACCUGGAUUUACCCUGGCGGUACCGCAGUCGGUGUCUGUGCAGGAGGGUCUCUGCGUUUUCAUCCCCUGCAACUUCACGUACCCAGCCUCGUACGACACCGACAAUCCCUCGGCCCAGCUAUACGGACAAUGGUACAAGGAGCCUGCUACUGCGGGCCAGGAUCCUCCUGUGGCCAGCAGUGUCCCCAGCGUGAAGGUGUCACAGGAGACCCAGGGCCGGUUCCGGCUGACGGGGGAUCCAGCGCUCGGCGACUGCUCCCUGCAAAUCAGUGAUGCCCGACGGACGGAUGCGGGGAGAUAUUUCCUUAACAUCGAGAAAGGCAUGUUAGAUCACACUUACCGCUCCAAUUCCGAUGGCACUGCCCCUGCGCUCAGGAUCUCAGUGCCAGAGUUGACAGAGGAGCCAGAGAUCCAGAUCUCGCCGGCGCGGGACCUGCCAGGGACCUUGCUGGCCGGGCACCCAGUAACUAUGACCUGCACGGCCCCUGGGCGCUGCUCCGGGUCCCCUCCGCAAAUCACCUGGACGGGGCCAUUCAUUAACACAGCUCGGAAUGUCUCAGCCCAGCUGGCGAACGGCACCUGGGCCCACAGCUCUGAGCUCAGCUUCACGCCUGACCUGGGAGACAAUGGCAAAGAGCUCGUCUGCACCGUCACCUACAGCUCAGCACAGGAACCUUCCACCAGCAGAACCAUCUGGCUCCACGUAGUCUACCUGACUGGGCCCCCCAACAUCACUGGGAUCCUGACCAGGAACGGACGCCCCGACCCGACCGGGCACCCCAACAUCACCGGGAACAUGACCAGGAACGGACGCCCCGCUCCAUCAGGUGGCCUCACUCGGGCAUUUAUCGAAAUCAGCUUCAAACUCGUCUUCAUGGCGACUGGAUUCUUCCUGGCCUAUUACCUCACCCUGCUCUGUUACAGAGGCCCCCAGCCGGGGACCGGGCUGAACUCGUCCUGCCAGCACCAGGGGCCCAGUAUCAGCUGCACCUGCUCCCUGUGCUCCAACCACCCUCCCUGGCUCCAGUGGCAGGUGGAUGGGGAGCCCCUGGCUGGGAACGGCUCACAUGGGGCCCUGCACAUCAGCUCGUGGGACCAGGGGAACGAGACUGUCAGAAAAGUGUAG
Molecule: messenger RNA, 1292 nt
Organism: Chrysemys picta bellii (western painted turtle)
Lineage: Eukaryota; Metazoa; Chordata; Testudines; Emydidae
Source: RefSeq, a predicted model, not a curated record